AUGGAAACUCUGCCGCUGUUUGUGUGCAUCUGUGCACUGAGUGCUUGCUUCUCGUUCAGUGAAGGUCAUAAAAGGGAUCACGGACUACGUCACAGAAGGCAUUAUCACCAUUUUCCCGAACAUCACUUUAAAUUACCACCUCAUUUUGGACCACCAGCUCACCAGAGGCCAGUCAAUAAAAACCCCUAUAGGUGUCUACACAAACGCUGCAGGCCUAAGCCUCCACCUUCACCUAUUAAACCCCCACAAAAAUUCCCAAAUCCUCACCAGCCACCUAAACUUCCAGAUAAAAAUGGCAGUGUGGUCAACCCUACCAUAUUGGUUACAACCCAAAUUCCAACUACGAGUUCCCUAUCUGCUUCCACCAAAAUUACUACCCUUCCAAAUGUGACUUCUCUUCCUCAAAAUGUUUCCAUCACGUCUCCAGGAGAAAAUGUUAACCCAAGCUCUUCUGUAACCACAUUAACACCAGAGAAUUCCUCAACUCCAACAGAGGCCACAACUGCCCCAUCCACACCUCCUGCAACUACACCAGCUCCACCACCUUCCUCAGCUCCACCGGAGACCACAGCUGCCCCACCCACACCUUCUGCAACUACGCCAGCUCCACCACCUUCCUCAGCUCCACCGGAGACCACAGCUGCCCCACCCACACCUUCUGCAACUACACCAGCUCCACCACCUUCCUCAGCUCCACCGGAGACCACAGCUGCCCCACCCACACCUUCUGCAACUACACCAGCUCCACCACCUUCCUCAGCUCCACCGGAGACCACAGCUGCCCCAGUUACCACACCUAAUUCUUCCCCAACUACUGUUACACCUGACACAACUACACCCACACAGCAAACUACUUCUUCAGUCACUACUCAAACUACUACUGCCCGCCAAAAUAAAAUUUCUCGAUUUCUUUUAUAUCUAAAGAAACUACUAGACAAAAUGAUUGAUGAUGCAGUGGAGAAAUAGUAUAUUAUAUGUUGUAAAGUGUUCUGUCAUUUUCAAGAUGUGAUUUAUGAGUACAGAACUACCAUCUUUACUUUUAGCACCAAUUGCAAGAUGAAAUUUUAUUACUCAAAUUUAAAGCACUACCACUAACCUUUCAAUCUAAUUAUUCACCUUCACAAGACCUAUUAAUAAGACAAACUGCCUCUAUCCCACAAGCCAGGUGCAGGUCUGAGAUUCAAAAUCACUCUUUGGGGCCUGCAGAGAUAGCCUACCGAGGGCAGAGAAAGUCCUUAGAUAAAGAGAGAAUAUUGUAUGGGUCAUCAAACAUUUACUGCUCCCUAAAUGUUGGAAACUACAAGAUCACUACCUUGUACCCCCAUCAAAAUCCCACCUGAACCAUCUAAUCCUAUAAACAUAAAGGGAUAAAGUUGGAUCUCUCCAGAUGAACAAAGACAUCUAAAUAUCUGUAGAUAGAAACAUUUAUCUAUCUAAAUCUAUUGGUAGACCUGUCGUUGUAUUGUUGAUUAAUGACAAACCCUUUACAUAAUUAUCUUCAAUUUUAAAUAAAAUUUUAUUUCACAAAGUGUGAGCCAAGAAAGGGGAAAGUUGAUUGGAAGUGAAGAUUAGAAUUGGCCUGGCAGCCAAGCAUGAACCAAGACUGGCACUAUUUUUCUGAGUGUAUAUAAUUGUUUGAACUGCAAGGUUGAUAUUUAUUUCAUUGUAUCUAAGUUAACUUAGAUCUAAUGUACUUGAGUCUAGCCUCUGUGAACUGUAAGAAUACAACUUUGUAUGUUCACAUGGUGCUCAUAAUAUUUCACUCUCAAUUUAAUUAAUUCACAUAAAUUCCAUGUGAAAUGUAUUCAACAAUGAAAUAUUUUCUAAAACAUUUAACAUAUAUUUGCAUGUAUUUUAAAACAUGCCAAACUACUGCUUUAAUACCAAGUUUGCAGAAUUGUCUCUGAAAAUAAAAGCCCUGACUUUAGUUGUUAAAAAAGAAAAGUUCGGUAUAUAGAGAUGUUCAUUUGGGAUGUGGAGGCAUUUUUAUCUUCUGUCACUACUACUUAAAACUCUGAUGAUUAUGUUUAAUUUUUUGCUAACUAAUAAAGAUUCCAAAUGGCAAUUUA
Molecule: messenger RNA, 2069 nt
Organism: Callithrix jacchus (white-tufted-ear marmoset)
Lineage: Eukaryota; Metazoa; Chordata; Mammalia; Primates; Cebidae
Gene: MUC7
Product: mucin 7, secreted
Cellular component (GO): extracellular exosome
Source: RefSeq, a predicted model, not a curated record